AUGUUGAAUCAACUGGCAUGAUAUUGAAUUAAUCCAAGUUAUAUCACCAAGAAGGGCCUCCGUGUGCUCUGGAAACAUGUUGGCCUAUAUCAGGGCACGUCUGUCUCUCUGAAAACUAUUGUUACACGCUGACUUUGCAUUUAAAAGCAAUACUAAAGCAUCUAAAACUGCUCAAAACUGCUCAGUCCGUGUCAGCAUAACUAAAUUGAGAUGUUGGUGCAACAAAUUCCGCCCUCUAGUGGUGUCACCCUAGUUUUUCCCAAACUUGCGAGGUCCUUCGUACCUCCAUACAUCAGUUCAAUUUCAGGCAGUCAGUAAUACUCGUAAUUAUACUACCGUUUCCUUCCGACAUGCUAUACAAUUGCUACAGUUAUGUAAUUUUUCGUGCCUGACAGACAAACUCAGGAGGAAAAUGGCCAGAACCCACCCGCCUUACGUCCUCAUACUCAGCCAAUGACAGCACAACUACGAGGGGCACGUGUUCGUUGGCUGGACCAAUUGUAACCCCGCUGUGGCUCGUUGCUAAGAGACGCGUUGUGUCCAUGUUGCUGAGGCACAAGGAAGAAAAUCUAGACGCAUAGAUAGCUUAAAACAGCAGUACACUUUACUUUGGCGUCAUCGGUGAAACGGGAGAAUUUACUUAGGGUGUGUCGCAGUUGUACGCUUUCAUGGUAAAACUGAGGGCGAGGUGUCUGCUUGUCGGAGAUGCUGCAGUGGGGAAAAGUGCCCUUUCUCAUAUAUUCUACAGUGAUGGCACACUCUUCCAGAAGAACUACAGCAUGACAACAGGAGUGGAGCUGUUGAUGAAAUGUGUCAACAUCCCAGAGACGAAGGACAGUGUGGAGCUCUACAUCGUAGACUCUGCAGGGAAGGAGACAUUAGUGGAAGCCUGUGAGAAAAUGUGGGGUGAACCCUCACUGAUGUGCCUGGUUUUUGACCUGACCAGUGAGCAGUCUUUUGCCAACUGCAGCCGCUGGAUGGAGAGAGUCCGUGCCCACUGCCAGGGUCUCCAAAUUCCAGGUGUCUUGGUGGGCAACAAGUCAGACCUGUCUGCUAGAAGGGAGGUACAGGCAUCUGUGGCCAAAGAAUGGGCCCAGAGCCAGGGAUUGGAGUACCAUGAGACGUCGGCUAAGGAGAUGGAAAACUGUGACGCACCUCUUCUCAGUUUAGCCCGGGCCUUUCACUCUCUGUACCAAGAGCGCCGUGAAACCAUCCAAAACCUUAAUCCAGGCUAGACCCCUCCCUCCCACUCACACACACAAACCUUGACCUUUCACCAAUGGGACAUCAGGCAAAAGAUUUCAUUCAGAGAAUUUUUAGACUGAUGGCUGUCAAAGCUUUAGAUAGAUAAUACUACAUGUAAAAAACAAACAAAAUAACUUUUUUCUAUUGUACCACCCAAACUAUAGAACAAGUCUAAAAAUUACAUGUGGAAUAAUAUUUUUAUAUAACCACGAAUAAAGUUGUCUUUGUGGCAUAAUCAGCA
Messenger RNA from Acanthochromis polyacanthus (spiny chromis), 1486 nucleotides. RefSeq names its product intraflagellar transport 27 homolog (Chlamydomonas) (gene ift27). NCBI's taxonomy places the organism in Eukaryota, Metazoa, Chordata, Actinopteri, Pomacentridae. The transcript is spliced from 7 exons. The record is from RefSeq and is a predicted model, not a curated record. Bases 669 to 1235 code for a protein of 188 amino acids. Gene Ontology annotation, molecular function: GTPase activity; GTP binding. Gene Ontology annotation, cellular component: Golgi apparatus.